Neodiprion fabricii is the source of this 901-nucleotide messenger RNA. It is a transcript of the gene SmB, whose product is annotated as small nuclear ribonucleoprotein-associated protein B. Gene Ontology annotation, cellular component: catalytic step 2 spliceosome; U4/U6 x U5 tri-snRNP complex; cytoplasm. Gene Ontology annotation, molecular function: RNA binding. The record is from RefSeq and is a predicted model, not a curated record. The transcript is spliced from 3 exons. Gene Ontology annotation, biological process: mRNA splicing, via spliceosome. Bases 165 to 818 code for a protein of 217 amino acids. Lineage: Eukaryota; Metazoa; Arthropoda; Insecta; Hymenoptera; Diprionidae.
CUUUGUCACUUUGUGUACGCCAUAAUUUGUGUUCACCGGUGCAAAUAAGUAAAUUAGCAACGUUGUGAGAAGUAUAAACUGUAGACCGUUUAUAGAGGAUUCGGGAGUGUAGAAAUCACCGAUAUUGUGUUUCAUACAACAAGGUGUAAUCGCAAUUCACCAAAAUGACGAUCGGAAAGAACAACAAAAUGCUUCAGCAUAUAAACUUUAGAGUUAGAAUAAUACUACAAGACUCCAGAACGUUCAUUGGUACCUUCAAAGCGUUCGACAAGCAUAUGAACCUGAUCCUUGGUGAUUGCGAAGAGUUCAGAAGAAUAAAACCAAAGAAUACCAAACAACCCGAACGCGAAGAGAAAAGAAUUCUGGGCUUUGUCCUUCUACGAGGCGAGAACAUUGUCUCUCUUACAGUAGAAGGUCCCCCUCCUCCAGAAGAAGGCUUACCUCGUGUUCCAAUUCCCGGUGCUGCUCCGGGCCCAGGAAUGGGGCGGGCAGCUGGUCGUGGCAUGCCCGCCAACGUCUCAGGGGUACCUGCUGGCCUGCAAGGUCCGGUUCGAGGUGUUGGCGGCCCUUCCCAACAAAUUAUGACCCCAGGUGGUAGGGGCCAAGUAUCUGCACCGCCCCAAAUGCACCCUGGAGGCCCUCCUCGCAUGCCAGUCGGCGGGCCGCCACCUGGUAUGAUGGGUCCACCGCCAGGAAUGAUGGGAAUGCCUCCUGGAAUGCCACCGAUGGGUCGUGGCGGUCCGCCAAUGGGCCCUCCUGGAAUGCGGGGACCACCUCCUGGGAUGAUGCGAGGUGGCCCACCUCCACGUCCGUAUUGAGAUCAUGUUUGAAUCUAUGAUAUUUGGAUUCUUGGAAAAAUAUGAUUAUGAUAAAUAAAGAACUAAUACCUUUCUACUAUGGA